UUGAUCGAAGCUGGACCGGCGGUUUAUUGGGAGGAAGGAUCGAGCGCAGUCGCUUGCGUUGUGAAUGUGAACUUGGACCGGCGGUGUGCUCGGUAGUCGGCAUCGGCAGUUCAGGUACCCUGCCCCUCUGAACCAUCUCCAGGCUCCACCGCCCCAAAACACUUCCACUGUAUGCCGUACAUUCGCAACGCUGAUUACGCCACCACCAGUUUCUGAAGAAUCAUGCCACCAGAUCUCCCUGGCUACUACUAUGACGCCCAGAAGAACAGGUAUUUCCCUCUCAAAGGCCCAAUACCUGGCGCUUCUCGCACUUCCUCCUCCUCCUCUUCAGCCCAUGAUCAUAAACGAAUUUCAAAGUCCACCCCGAGAGUCUAUUCAUGUUCGAAGGCUGACUUAAGAACAGUGAAGUUGAUUCAAGACAGGGAGUUAUAUGGUGAUGUUAAAGGAAAGUGCAACUUCAAGGAAAAAUUCCAAAACUUACAGGCAUCCAAACCAGUGGUUUGGAAAUACCACGGGACAGAUAGAAUAGGUGAUAGUGCUUUGCAAGAAAUACCUAUUAAUGUGCAUACCUCGGAGGGUCAAAUGGAAUCUUCUGUUCUUUUAACAGGCAAUAGAAAUGGCUCCUUGAGUUUUUUUGGAGUUGGAGAGGGUGAUCAACAUAUUGGGCGUGGAGUAAAUUGUAGUCCAGAAAUUGUUUGGCCAUCGAAUGGAGAAAACCAAGUGUUUGAAAAAGUUCCCAGAGAUAUUUGGCAACUUUCGGGUGCUUCAUUGCAAAUGUCAUCAAACAUAUCUUCUAUAAAAUUGUUUAAGAAGCGCUUUCCUUUGGUGCAUGAUGACGUUUCUGAUAUUCAACAUGCAUUAAUAAGUACAUUGGGGUCUGACACAUCUGGUGGAUCAGUUUAUAUUCUAAAUCUCGUUGAACCAUUGGAUUUUAAUCGAAGUAUUCCUCUCAUUAGACGAAGGAUACACGAGGUUGCUUCUUUCAAUUGUUCCAUCUGGACAGCUGAUUGUGGAUCUAGUGGAGGUAGAGCUGUGAUUGGAACCAGCAUGGGAGCUGCUUCAGUUGAUAUGGGAACUGGCAGGAUAUCAUGGAUCUUACAUGGUAAAAGUGACGUUUUUGCGCUACAACUCAUUCAUUCGCAGGAAACUGUUGUUCUGUGUGGACUUAGAAAUGGCAUGAUUGUGACAGUUGAUACUCGUGAAAGACAGGAAGUAGUCAAAAGACUUUUAAGGCAUCGAAUUCCUUACUCGCCUGUAGGUAGAAACUCCAGAACAUCUUCUCAGCAGUGGUUUAAGCUCACGGGGAACAUUUUCCCUUCUUGUACCGUCAAAAUGCCUUCAUCCAUAUCCAGCUUGGCUUCGCUUCAGUUUGACGACCGAUACUUUUUGGCAAGCUCCAUGGAUGGAACGGUAAGACUUUAUGAUCAUCGCCUUAUCCAGAGAGGUGCUGUACAAACCUAUGAUGGGCAUGCAAAUUCACAUACUCGUAUACAGCUUGGAGUUGAUCCCUCAGAGACAUUUGUCGUGUCUGGCGGAGAAGACUGCUACUUUCGUCUGUGGAAUAUCAAGUCUGGUAAAUUGAUAUUUGAAGAUAAGUUUGUUGAUGCUGUCCCCUCAACCAUAUGCUGGCGAAGAGCUGAAAGAUUUCUGAGAGGGCAAGACGGAUACCGAGGCUGGGAAGAGCAUAUUUCGGGAGCAUGGCUUGGGUCACAAGGAGGGCUUCAUUAUGUGAGCUGGCCAAGGACAUGAAUGAAAUUGUGUGAGGAUUUCUGGCCAAUCUAGUUUGGCUUUCUAGAAUUGCGAUAAUUUAACCUUUGAGUGGAGUAUAGGUUCUGCUUUUAUGUAUAUAUGCUUCAGCUAAGGAAUGAAGUCACUCAGAGUCAGCGGGUAAGGUCAUCAGUUUUAAUUUACUUUUUCUUCUUUGUAAAACUUUCGGCAGAACCAUAUUACGAGCUGUUUCCUUAGGUUGUAAAUGCAUAGAAAUAUAUAGUUACAUUUCUGUUUUAUGAUAUUUCAAUACAAAAACCAGAUAUUUAUUGAUGUAAAA
Momordica charantia (bitter melon) is the source of this 2047-nucleotide messenger RNA. Its product is annotated as Transducin/WD40 repeat-like superfamily protein. NCBI's taxonomy places the organism in Eukaryota, Viridiplantae, Streptophyta, Magnoliopsida, Cucurbitales, Cucurbitaceae. Gene Ontology annotation, molecular function: protein binding. The record is from RefSeq and is a predicted model, not a curated record.